Marchantia polymorpha subsp. ruderalis is the source of this 2794-nucleotide messenger RNA. Lineage: Eukaryota; Viridiplantae; Streptophyta; Marchantiopsida; Marchantiales; Marchantiaceae. The record is from the annotation of a GenBank genome assembly.
GCAAAAUGAUAUUUGUCCGGCGGGAAUGCAUGUGCCGGGGACGAGGGGAGGUGGGCCAACGUGUCCAAGCACCGUAAUCGCAAACUGGACGACGAUUGCUCGGCCCAGAAGGCGAAAAUGCCAUUGCCAUACGAUGCGUACAACGGUUGACAGAAUCUGCCACAGUGGGCUCCGCAGGUCGUAAUAGAUUCGGUGUCUGCUCCUCGAGACGAAUGAUUGAAUGAAUGGCUCGACAGAGUUCCGCCCACCGGAGAAUUGUCGUAGUUUAGCGCAGCAGAGCAGAGCAUAGUGGACACUGAUUCUUUCUGUGGCUUGGGGAGCAAGCCGGGGGAUAUGGCCCCGCAAGGUUCAUAAUCGUGAAUUUGGCCAACUUUCCCCGGGACGAGGGCACACGCCGUUGUGGAGCGAGGAUCGAGGAGCGAUAAGCCAUGGCGGCAGCAGCAGCAGCAGCUGUUGCUGCUUGCUUGCCACCCGUCGGGCUGAGGAAUUCAGCGAAGAAACCGCGGUUCUCGUUUAUGGUUCAGCCUCAGCAUCAACACCCCGGCGGAAUUUCUUGCCUCCCCUUCGUAGGCUUUGCAUCCAUUCAGUCCGGACCGGAGCAACACGGGUUUUCUUGCUCCGCUUCUAGGGUGACGUCCAUGUACAGGUCUGUGGUGGAUGAACAGACGGAAGAGAUAGAACUACCUUCGUCAGCACUGGCAAUUGCAGCUGCCGCUGCAUCUGUCUCUUCGGCCCCUUUUGACUUUGUCACCAAAAUUGGUGAUCCGAAGAGGCUCGUAUCUGCUCCUAGUGAAGAAUUUCUAGCUCUCUGUGCUGAACAACUCUCUCUGUGUGAGAAGAUUGUGGGCGCCCAAACCAAUUUAACGGUUUAUGUACGCACAGCAGAAAGCUAUGCCACUGGUCAGUUGGAGUUUUUCUUUGCUGCUGGGUCUUCAACAAAUCUGGCAAGCCGGAAUGCAGAAGCCUACAAGGAGGUCUUGAUGCUCUUUGACAGGUCUGAGAGCCAAGGAUCAGCAGGCCUCGUGGAGUCUGCCCUUGUGAAUCUUGAGGCUGUGGAACUCCCGGGGUUAGGAGCACUAGUCCUUCCGCUGGUGAAAGAUAUGUUUUUGGUGGGGCUUUUGGUUGCAGAGCGUCACGUAGUAAAGGUCUCUUUGCGUACGGUUAAACCCGGUAAAUUGAAGCCGAUGCGUCCGUCGUGGCCUCCCAAGGAAAAAGUUGUGGAACCAGAGAACCAGGAAUCAAAUGAAGAGACUGACUCCGUGUCAAUGAAUCAGGGGAAUAUAGAUCUUAAACAUCCAGCUUUGGGAACGUUUUCAAAAGAACAGCAAAUGGAAACAGCUAAAGUCGCUAGAACACUGGCCUUGGCCUGCGUCAUGGAUCAGAGAGCUGUACUGCUUCAACAGUCUUCUUGGCAGAAAGGUGUUCGCAUUGAUCAUCUUCUAGAGCAAGUUCGAGGACCAUUGAUGGCUGUAAGGACCCUCGGCAAGAUGCUCCUACCACACUUAAAGAGAGGCGAGAUCUCUCGUGAUGUUCUUGAGGAUAUACUUGUCCAGGGAGAUCGUAUGAGUGACGUUGUUCAGCAGAUUCAAAAGGUUUUAUAUCUCACAAAUAGUGGAGCUGAUUUUAUUCAGUACGAUGACAUCUUUCUUAAAGACCUGAAUCAACAGAGGGUCAUGCCUAGUGGAGACGUGGGAGUGGAAGAUACCAGGCCCUCGCUUAGUACACGUACCUCUUUGGAAAGAGAUGGCGCUUUGCAAGAUAUCAGCAACAAUCAACGACCGUUGCCUACACCUGCGUUGCCGUCGUCGUUUGUGAGAGAUGAGGAGUCCCCUAUGCCCCCGCUUGCUCUCGCCGCACCACCUCAAGAUGAAAUGAGACAAUGCAACGUUUCAGAGGUUCUUUAUCAGCUGGUAAGAGCAGGAAGUAGUCUAGCCCAGCAGAAAAGCCAAACUUUGCAGCUCAAUUCCACUACUCUGCCGCUUAUAGCAGCAAUCGAGGAGCUCGCAUUACGACAAGCAUUGAGCAACUUGUUGGAGUAUUCGAUACAGCACACACCCGCAGGCGGAUGGAUCAGAGCAGACGCAGCAAGGGCUCCUGGCGGUGGUGUUCUCGUUGUGAUCGAGGAUAAUGGACCUGAUAUGGGCCUUGUGGUGCAAGAACGUGUACUCGGACCUCUUGGAUCUGCAAGGGUAACACGAAUAGGUAAGGGUAACACGAAUAAUGAGAGAUCUUUCGAAGCAGGGUUGAAGCUCAUAGCUGCAAGAGAAGCUUUGGAACAGUCUGGUGCUGUGUUAAACAUCCGGUCGCCGUACCUAGUAGAUGCACCCAUAGGUGCUGGGGGCACACAUGUAGAGAUCUGGUUACCUGCUCAAGCUGCAGAUUCUCGAUUAGAAACCGACGUUUUGGAGUCUCAAAUAGACUGCACGCAACAAUAGUCACCUUGGUAGAACUACAAUUAUGGCAUUUCUGGUAGAUGUACGAUAUUUAGUCGCGGUUGAGACUUAGUGUCUAGUUCACCUAUGAAUGUUAGAGAGUAGAGCUUAAAUUAGUAUAGAUAUUCAACCUCCCUUGCUUACGUGAGAUGUGAAGCCAAUGUUCACUUGUUGAACUUUUACUACCUGGGACGGAAGGGUUCACUUUGCAUUGGUGGAGAAGUCUGCUGGAGAUCAAGACCCCAAGAUGCCCCGCCAAUGGGAACUGGAAAAAGUGCUACUGAGACUUUGAAACUUUUAAGUGGGUAAUACAAUGUAAACAGUUGCUAAUUGAUAAUAUGAUAAAUUUCAAGUUCGACAUC